This is a messenger RNA of Scomber japonicus (chub mackerel), 2705 nucleotides long. RefSeq names its product Na(+)/H(+) exchanger beta-like. Gene Ontology annotation, biological process: sodium ion transport; proton transmembrane transport; regulation of pH. Bases 1 to 2283 code for a protein of 760 amino acids. The record is from RefSeq and is a predicted model, not a curated record. NCBI's taxonomy places the organism in Eukaryota, Metazoa, Chordata, Actinopteri, Scombriformes, Scombridae. Gene Ontology annotation, molecular function: sodium:proton antiporter activity. The transcript is spliced from 12 exons. Gene Ontology annotation, cellular component: membrane.
AUGGCUGUGUUCCGUCCCGGCCGGAGCCCCGGUCUGCGUCUAACGGGGUUAAUGUGCGUUUUAUUGCUCGUUUUCAUCACUGUUGCCUCCGCGAGUCGUGAUGUUGCUUCAGGGAACAACGAGUCGUGCAAAAAUUCAGGGACACAAGGGGAUCCCCAUCAGAAAACUAACUCCAGCUCUCACAAAAAGGCUUUCCCAGUCCUGUCCUUCAACUUCGAACACGUCAGGAAGCCCUUUGAGAUCUCUCUCUGGAUCCUGCUCGCCCUGCUCAUGAAACUUGGUUUCCACAUCAUUCCCAGAGUGUCACACGUUGUUCCAGAGAGCUGCCUGCUGAUCGUCGUCGGCCUGCUGGUGGGCGGCCUGAUCAGAGCCUCGUCUCCAACAUCCAUCAGUCAGAAUAUCCCUGUUCUUGACGAAAAGCUCUUCUUCCUCUACCUGCUGCCUCCCAUCAUCCUCGAUGCAGGCUACUUCCUACCCAUCAGGCCCUUCACAGAGAACUUGGGCACCAUCCUGGUUUUCGCAGUGGUGGGCACCUUGUGGAACAUCUUCUUCAUCGGUGGGAUGAUGUACGGCGUGUGUCAGAUUGAGGGCACUAGGCUGGGCAGCGUGGACCUGCUGUCCUGUCUCCUGUUUGGCUCCAUCAUCUCGGCCGUGGACCCCGUGGCCGUGCUGGCCGUGUUUGAGGAGAUCCACAUCAACGAGCUGCUGCACAUCCUGGUGUUCGGGGAGUCGCUCCUCAACGAUGCUGUCACUGUGGUUUUGUACCACCUGUUCGAUGAGUUUUCCCACGAAGGGACGGUGACUGUAAUGGAUGCCCUCCUCGGCGUGGUCUGUUUCUUCGUGGUUGCAUUGGGGGGCGUCAUGGUGGGAGCCUUCUACGGCAUCCUGGGUGCCUUUACGUCCCGCUUCACCUCGCACACGCGUGUCAUCGAGCCCCUUUUCGUGUUCCUCUACAGCUACAUGGCUUACCUAUCUGCUGAGGUCUUCCACCUGUCAGGAAUCAUGGCGUUAAUAGCGUGUGGCGUGAUGAUGCGGCCGUACGUGGAGGCCAACAUAUCGCACAAGUCCUACACCACCAUCAAAUACUUCCUGAAGAUGUGGAGCAGCGUGAGUGAGACGCUGAUCUUCAUCUUCCUGGGUGUUUCCACAGUCGCGGGUCCGCACACCUGGAACUGGACCUUUGUCAUAUGCACCGUCAUCCUCUGCCUGGUGUCGAGAGUGCUGGGGGUCAUCGGCCUCACGUACAUCAUCAAUAAAUUCCGCAUUGUGAAGCUGACCAAAAAGGACCAGUUCAUCGUGGCCUACGGUGGCCUGCGAGGUGCCAUCGCGUACUCACUGGGGUUCCUGCUGACCGACAGCAAGCUAAAGAACAUGUUCCUCACCGCCAUCAUCACGGUCAUCUUCUUCACUGUCUUUGUGCAGGGAAUGACGAUCAGGCCUCUGGUGGAGCUUCUGGCCGUGAAGAGAAAGAAGGAGAGCAAAGAAUCGAUUAAUGAGGAGAUUCACACACAGUUCCUGGAUCAUCUUCUCACAGGAAUUGAAGACAUCUGUGGUCAUUAUGGACAUCAUCACUGGAAAGACAAGUUGAACCGCUUCAAUAAGUCUUACGUGAAGAAGUGGCUGAUCGCCGGCGACCGAUCCAGCGAGCCGCAGCUCAUCUCCUUCUACAACAAGAUGGAGAUGAAGCAGGCCAUGAUGAUGGUGGAGAGCGGGAGCGCCGCCAAGCUGCCGUCACUUGUAACGACGACCGUGUCCAUGCCAAACAUCCAGCCGCGAGAGGCGCCCAAACGAAGGGCGAUACCGAGCAUCUCAAAAAGCCGUGAAGAAGAGAUCAGAAAGAUUCUGCGAGCCAACAUGCAGAAGACAAGACAGAGGCUUCGCUCUUACAGUAGACACGACCUGUUGAUGGACCCAUUUGAGGACAAUAUGAGCGAGAUUCGAUUUAGGAGGAAGGUGGAGCUGGAGAGGAGGAUGAGUCACUACCUCACCGUCCCUGCAAACCGGCAGGAAACGCCCCCUGUGAGAAAAGUCUGCUUUGAACCAGAACACCAGGUUUAUACUUAUGACAACGAGAGCCCCAGAGGUUCAGCAACUGAGCCAAAUCCCAGCCCUCCUGAUGCCAUCACCAUGUUUAUGGAUUCGCCCCAAGAGAGGCCCAAUCAGAGCAGCGAUCAGGGAGGCAAGAGCAGCGAGCAAGAAGAGCAAGACCAGCUGAAACUAUCACGCUGCCUUAGUGACCCCGGUCCAAAGAAUGAAGAGGAAGACAGGGCUUUCUUCUCAUGAUGAAUAUUCACAGUACUUGAAGUUGCAAUGAAGUCAGAGGGGGAAGUCUCCUGUAAUCUGUUGAAUUCAGUGAGCGGAGAUCCCUGAAUGAGUCGUAGCAAAGCUUGAUAUUUAAAUUUACAUUUUUGGCAGUAUUAUGAUGUUUUAUGUUCUGUUUUUGUAAUAUUUGAUAAUGCAAAAAUAUUUUUCUUGCAUUUUGAAAAGUGUAUUUUGUUUCAUUCUUUCAGGAUUUGUAUCAUGUAACAUAAUACCAAAGCAUGCACCACUGGCUGUUUGAGGAUUGUAUGCCAGCAUGCAGAGAGCCUUGUUUCAGUAUUUAGUUUCCUAGUAAGCACAAAGUGACCAAUAAGACAGAGCACUUAACCUGCUUGAAGCACCAGAUAGUUGGAGUUCACCCCUCUUAAAGCACAGUAUCCUAUAAA